Messenger RNA from Dibothriocephalus latus, 2037 nucleotides. NCBI's taxonomy places the organism in Eukaryota, Metazoa, Platyhelminthes, Cestoda, Diphyllobothriidea, Diphyllobothriidae. The record is from the annotation of a GenBank genome assembly.
AUGGAGAUAAUGAAGUUGCGCAAAGAUCUCGAUAAUGCCAACUCUGCCUUCGAAAAUGCCGAAACUGUACUUCGUCGGAAGCACAACACCAUGAUUAAUGAGAUGACCAGCGAGGUUGAGAAUCUGCAAAAGCAGAAAGGAAAGGCUGAAAAGGACAAGAACCAGCUUAUGAUCGAGAUCGACUCUGUCCUCGGACAACUCGAUGGAGCCCUCAAAGCCAAGCAAUCUGCGGAAUCCAAGCUGGAGGGUCUUGAAAGUCAGCUUGCUCGCUUGAAGACUCUCACCGACGACCUUCAGCGCCAAGCGGCCGAUGCCAAUAACAUGAAAAGUAAACUGGCCGCGGAGAACUUCGAGUUGACUCGAAUCCUCAACUUUUCGAAGCUCAAGUCAGCGCUGGAGUCCCAGGUUGAUGACAUGAAGCGCUCCCUCGAUGAGGAGGCCCGCACUCGGCUAAAUUUGCAGACGCAAAUGGCUAGCCUCCAGAUGGACUACGAUAAUCUCCAGGCUCGAUUCGAGGAGGAAUCAGAGGCUGCCAGCGCACUCCGCAAUCAGGUUUCGAAAUUCAAUGCUGACAUGGCUGCCCUGAAGACCCGCCUGGAGCGUGAGCUGAUUGCUAAGACGGAAGAAUUUGAGGAGAUGAAACGUAAGCUCACCGUCCGCAUCAAUGAGUUGACUGACAUGGCCGAACAUGAGCGUACACGUGCUAAUAACCUGGAGAAGACCAAGAACAAACUCACUAUCGAAAUCCGCGAUCUUCAAACUGAAAAUGAAGCGCUGGCCGCGGACAACGCCGAGCUUACCCAUCGCGCCAAGGCUGCAGAAAAUCAGGCCGCUGAACUGCAGCGCCGUGUUGACGAACUGACCAUUGAAAUUAAUAACCUCACCUCGGCCAACAAUGCUCUCGAACAGGACAACAUGCGUCUCAAGGCUCAAGUCAAUGACCUUACCGAUCGAAUCAGCAACCUCGAUCGUGAGAAUCACCAACUCUCCGAGCAACUGAAAGAGACCAAGAACGCCCUGCGUGAUGCUAACCGCCGUCUCACUGACCUCGAGGCUCUGCGUUCGCAACUGGAGGCCGAGAGGGACAACCUUGCUUCUGCACUCCAUGACGCCGAGGAGGCCCUCAGAGACCUUGAAGCUAAAUACCAGGCUUCUCAGAACGCUCUGACUCACCUUAAAUCGGAGAUGGAACAGCGUCUGCGCGAGAAGGAUGAGGAACUGGAGAACCUGCGCAAGAGCACUACUCGCACUAUCGAGGAGUUGACUGCCACCAUCAGUGAGAUGGAGGUUCGCUUCAAGUCGGAGACGUCCCGUCUUAAGAAGAAGUACGAGGCUACCAUCAGCGAACUGGAAAUGCAACUGGAUAUGGCGAACAAGGCCAACGCUAACCUCAACCGCGAAAACAAAGCCCUCGCUCAACGUGUUCAAGAGUUGCAGGUCGCCCUCGACGACGAACGCAGAGCUCGUGAAGCCGCGGAAGGCAACCUUCAGGUGGAGUUACCGUUUAUAGUCUCCCUUCCAGAAGAUGCAAGCGAACGCAAACGCAUCCAACUUACCGCCGAGAUUGAAGAAAUUCGCAGCUCCCUUGAGGUUUGCGAACGCGCUCGCAAGAACGCUGAGAACGAGCUUGGUGAGGCAAACAACCGUGUUAGUGAGCUGACAUUGCAAGUGAACGCUUUGACCAACGACAAGCGUCGUCUUGAGGGUGACCUUGGUGUCAUGCAGGGCGACCUUGAUGAAGCAGUCAAUGCCCGAAAGGCCGCUGAGGACCGUGCUGACCGUCUGAAUGCUGAGGUUCUUCGUCUCGCUGACGAACUGCGCCAAGAGCAGGAGAACUACAAACGUGCUGAGGCCCUUCGCAAACAGCUCGAAAUUGAGAUCCGUGAGAUCACCGUCAAGCUUGAGGAAGCUGAAUCCUUCGCUACCCGAGAGGGCCGCCGCAUGGUGCAGAAACUCCAGGUAUUAAGGCUUAAGGUUCCUUUUAACUGCUCAGAGUAUGCGCAAAAUGGUAGUCUUACCGUAGUUGCAUUUGGUUAA